AUGACGCUGCUGACACAGCAGGCUUGGCUCCUGUUCUCUGUGCUUUUCCUGAAACUCAUCUGCUGUGAGAGGCAAUUUGGCAUCCUAGGAGAAAAUUUUACUUUUAAAGAGGAAUUAUACCAAAAACCAUUUGAAAUUAUUUGGAAGAAAGACAAGAAUAAGGUGGCUGAAUGGGAAGGGCAAGACCAAGUGACAUACUUCUGGGACAGAGGCUCACUUAACAAGGAAAAUGGGUGGUUGACUAUACAUCACUUGGAAAAGUCUGAUGCGGGCGAAUAUGUAUUGGAGUAUGUAGAUUUUGAAAAAGGAAGUUACUACAAAACCCAUGAACUUAUUGUCCUAGAUCCCCCUUCAGAACCUGAAAUAAGUUGCAACAUCACUGAUGUUAUUAACUUAAGAUGUACAACGGAUUUCCGUCUGCCUGUGAAUUACAUGUGGAAGAUUGGUAGUGAGACACAACCUAGUCACGACCCAGAAAUUUCCAUCCCUAAGAAUUAUGGUCCUUCCACAACAGUUACGUGUUCCGUUAAACCCUCUCAAACAGAGAAGAGCUCUCAAAUCAGUUUGGCUCAAUGCUCGCAAGCUGAAGAAGACAAUGAAUUGGACCAGGAGAAUGGUCCUGUAAUAGACCAGCACAGGAUGAAAAACGGUGUGAAUCAGAACGGAUUUAUUCAGGAGAACAGACCCCAGAGGUCUCGGAGUACAGCUGACUGUGGUGUAAGUAAUGGAGACACCCUUGAGGAGAACAGCAUCUUGCUGGACAAGUGUGGAGAUGACUGUGGUAUAAAUGGAGGAAUGACCCAGGGUGGAGAAGGUGUAAAUGGAUAG
Molecule: messenger RNA, 828 nt
Organism: Indicator indicator
Lineage: Eukaryota; Metazoa; Chordata; Aves; Piciformes; Indicatoridae
Product: lymphocyte function-associated antigen 3-like
Exons: 7
Coding region: 1-828 (275 amino acids)
Source: RefSeq, a predicted model, not a curated record